AGAACGAGAGCUUCACGUGUUCCUACUGUCGGUGAUUUAUUCGCGAAUGUAAAUUGAAUAAUUUUUUCGCGAUAUUUUUGUAGAUCUGCGGAGAGUCACUAUUUUUUCAGAAUUUUUUUCUGGGGAAGGGGAAUAUUUUUUAGAUUUUUUUUGGGGAAUUAGAAGUGCUGUGAGGAUGUUCAAAAUGCUGAGGAGUGGAGUUUUGUUGAGGAGAGUCAGGAUCAUCUCCAGGAGUUUUCAUGACGAGGCUGCGGUCAUCGGCAGCUGUCCAGAUGUCGAAUCUCCGGAGUAUCAGGAAAAUUAUCACGAAAUGCAAAAACUCGUCCACAACUUGAAAUCAACAGUCGAGAAAAUAGUGGAGGGCGGUGGAGCUAAAGCAAAAGAGCGACACCUUAGCAAAGGAAAAUUGUUGCCGCGGGAUCGUAUAAACACUUUAUUAGAUCCUGAAUCACCCUUCCUGGAGUUUUCACAAUUAGCUGGAUACGAUAUGUAUGGCAAAGACACGGUGCCAGCCGGUGGAAUAAUUACAGGCAUCGGAAGAGUCGAGGGACAAGAGUGUGUGAUUGCUGCUAAUGACGCGACAGUUAAAGGCGGCACUUACUAUCCAAUCACAGUUAAGAAACAUCUUAGGGCACAGGAAAUUGCUGAUGAGAAUAAUCUACCUUGUAUUUAUCUGGUGGACAGUGGUGGUGCUAAUUUACCAUAUCAGGCUGACUCGUUUCCGGAUAAAUAUCAUUUUGGACGGACUUUUUAUAAUCAAGCAAAUAUGAGUGCAAAAGGGAUCCCCCAGAUAGCAGUAGUUAUGGGCAGUUGUACAGCUGGUGGUGCAUACGUGCCAGCAAUGGCUGAUGAAAAUAUCAUAGUUGGUAAACAAGGUACAAUUUUUUUAGCCGGACCACCGCUCGUCAAGGCCUCAACUGGUGAAGUUGUCUCAGCCGAGGAGCUCGGUGGUGCUUCACUUCAUUGCAAAACAUCUGGUGUAACAGAUCAUUACGCGGUUGAUGAUACACACGCCCUUCACACAGCCCGCACCAUAAUACGUAAUUUGAAUCGACAAACACCGAUGGACGUCAAAAUAAAUAAAAACAUUGAAAUACCAUUGCACAAUGUUGACGAGAUUUAUGGAAUAGUCGGUAGUAACUUGAAAAAACUGUACGAUGUCAAGGAAGUAAUUGCAAGGAUUGUGGAUGGUUCGCGUUUUCAUGAAUUCAAGGCUCAAUACGGGGAUACACUCGUAACUGGUUUUGCAAGGAUACAUGGCUAUCCGGUGGGAAUUGUUGCCAACAACGGUGUACUCUUUUCAGAGAGUGCACUUAAGGGUGCACACUUUGUUCAGCUUUGUGCGCAGAGAAAAAUACCACUCAUUUUUUUACAAAAUAUUUCAGGUUUUAUGGUAGGGAGAGAGGCUGAGGCCGGGGGAAUCGCUAAAAAUGGAGCAAAAAUGGUGACUGCUGUUGCUUGCGCCAAAGUACCGAAAAUAACAGUGGUCAUUGGGGGGUCGCAUGGGGCUGGUACUUACGGAAUGUGUGGCCGUGCGUACUCUCCCCGUUUCAUGUAUUGCUGGCCCAACGCUCGAAUAUCUGUAAUGGGUGGUGAACAGGCAGCCGGUGUAUUAGCACAAAUAGCACGUGAACAGCGCGAAAGAGAGGGCAAAUGUUGGACUAAAGAGGAGGAGGAUAAUUUGAAGAAACCAAUUAUCAAACAAUUUGAGCAUGAGGGAAGCCCUUACUACGCGAGUGCUCGACUCUGGGAUGAUGGGGUAAUUGAUCCACUCGAUACGAGAAGUGUUAUAGCCAUGAGUCUGUCAGCAUCGCUCAAUACGCCCAUUCCCGAUAGCAAGUUUGGAAUUUUCAGAAUGUAGCAUUGAUUUUUACAGUCCAAUUACCCGUGAAGGAAAAAAUUGUUUUGUACAUUCCAAAGAAUAAAUUGUU
This is a messenger RNA of Diachasma alloeum, 1931 nucleotides long. It is a transcript of the gene Mccc2, whose product is annotated as methylcrotonoyl-CoA carboxylase beta chain, mitochondrial. Gene Ontology annotation, biological process: L-leucine catabolic process. NCBI's taxonomy places the organism in Eukaryota, Metazoa, Arthropoda, Insecta, Hymenoptera, Braconidae. The coding region runs from base 176 to 1861 and encodes 561 amino acids. Gene Ontology annotation, cellular component: methylcrotonoyl-CoA carboxylase complex; mitochondrion. The record is from RefSeq and is a predicted model, not a curated record. The transcript has 7 exons. Gene Ontology annotation, molecular function: methylcrotonoyl-CoA carboxylase activity.